Salvia miltiorrhiza (redroot sage) is the source of this 1074-nucleotide messenger RNA. RefSeq lists its product as uncharacterized. NCBI's taxonomy places the organism in Eukaryota, Viridiplantae, Streptophyta, Magnoliopsida, Lamiales, Lamiaceae. The transcript is spliced from 2 exons. The record is from RefSeq and is a predicted model, not a curated record. The coding region runs from base 1 to 741 and encodes 246 amino acids. Gene Ontology annotation, molecular function: nucleic acid binding.
AUGAUGGGGGCAGGGUCUUCAGAUUCAUCAGAGGAGGAGAUAGCUGUCCGACAAACCGAAGAUAACGAUGCGACGAGGAUCGUGAAUGAACAAACAAGGAUAUCUUUAGAUGAACCAAAUUUACAAGCCAACGUUCAAGUAAGGAAAAGAAGGGUCCUAACCAACAAUGAACGAAGAGCAGUUUACUGUGCUUUAUUGGAAAAGAGUGUUAAUGGUAAAUUGAAAAAGAACACAACAAAAGAGGUUCAAGAUAUGUUCAAUAUCAAUCCGCGGACAAUGCAAAGAAUAUGGAAGAUUCAUAAGAAAACUCCACCUGGCAUAGAUGUGGAUGUUUUAUCAAGGAAGGCACGGAAUUGUGGUCGUAAACGAAUUGAGGUUGAUUUAAGUCCGGUUCAACAAAUAGAUUUACAUCAACGAACAACGCUAACGUCUCUAUCAGAAGCUUUAAGAGUUAGCUACUUGAAGUUAUAUCGUCUUUUUAAGCAAGGUGUUCUGCGUCGUCACUCAAGUGCCAUUAAACCAUAUUUGAAAGAGGAAAAUAAAACAAUCCGAUUGGAGUUUUGCUUGUCGAUGCUUGACGAAAGCACAAUAUUUAAUGAUCCUAAGUUCAAGGGGAUGUAUAACUAUGUGCAUAGUGAUGAUAAAUGGUUUUAUUUGAUGAAAAAAGAUCAAACUUAUUACUUGCUCGAUAAUGAAGGGGAUCCUGACCGCUCAUGUCGAAGUAAAAUAAGAAAACAUUAAUUAACUUCAUCAUUUACUUGAUCUCAAAAUAUUUUGAUAGCAAAAUCUUAAACAUGCUUGCUCCACGCACAUCUUGUUCCUUCUCCACGGACUUUUCUUUAAUGUUAGUUGCAUCAUCUUCCACGAACUUCUCUUUAAUGUUAGUUGCAUCAUCUUGUUUCUUCACCACGGGCUUCUUUUUAAUGUUAAUUGCACCGCUGAUAACACUUAUGUUCCCAUGAUUUUUAAUAUUUAUAUGAUGUCAUUUUUUUAGGAAAUUGAGUAUUGGAUAGUUGUUUUGUGCUUAAAUUGUUUUAUCUUGUAAAAUAUGAUACUUGCUCGUACUUUGGUGAU